Molecule: messenger RNA, 2115 nt
Organism: Rana temporaria (common frog)
Lineage: Eukaryota; Metazoa; Chordata; Amphibia; Anura; Ranidae
Product: gastrula zinc finger protein XlCGF26.1-like
Exons: 6
Coding region: 108-1955 (615 amino acids)
Biological process (GO): negative regulation of transcription by RNA polymerase II
Molecular function (GO): DNA-binding transcription repressor activity, RNA polymerase II-specific
Source: RefSeq, a predicted model, not a curated record
CCAGAAUUCCAUACAGGAAGAUCACACCAUCUCACAAAGAGGUGUAAACCAGAACGAUUGUAAUAAUGCUGUUAAAGAAGAGAUAAAGGAGGAGGAUGAGGAGGUGAAUGUUAUGGGGGAGUUUUCAAAAGGACCUUUUCAAGGCCGUUGUGAUGGAGCCAUUCAGUGACACAAACCCACCAGAGAGAUGUCCCCGUCCUCUGUAUUCCCCGGAUUCCACACAGGAAGGUCACACCAUCCCUCACCAUCAUCAGGAUAAAUUAGGAAAAGACAUAAAACUUGAGGUUAAAAAGGAAGAAGAAGAGACGUUGGUGAGUGGAGAUCAGCAGUCUAUGGAGGAGGUGACCAUGAAAAGUGACCAGGAGGAAUCUUCUCUUUAUAUCAACAGAAGAGGACACUAUGUCCUGAAUAACGUAUCUUCAGAAUAUAAAGAAGAGGAAAAUCCCACCACACAACGUUCUUCAGAAGAAAAUCCCACCACACAACGUUCUCCAGGAGAAAAUUCCACCACACAACGUUCUCCAGGAGAAAAUCCCACCACACAAUGUUCUCCAGAUGAAAAUCCCACCACACAACGUUCUCCAGGAGUGAAUCGCAUUACACAAAUAAUACAUCAUAGAACUUAUCAUAUAGAGAGAUCCUGGGAUUUCUCUGAUCCUGAGGAUUCUUCUGAUGAUCCACAUACUAUUAUUUUUGAAUCUCACAGUACAGAUAAAUCAACAGAUCCAUCUAAUCCCGAGGAAUCUUCCUUGAACCAUGAAGGAUCUCACACAGGAGAACAUUCCUUGUCAUCUACAGUGUGUGGGAAUUCUUCCUAUGAAACCAGAGAGCCUCUUACACACCAGAAAAGUCAUAAGAGUGUGCGUACUUUCUCAUGUCCAGAGUGUGGGAGAUGUUUUAAUGUGAAAAGAAACUUUCUCAGUCACCAGAGAGUUCACACAGGCGAGCGUCCUUUCCCAUGUUCAGAGUGCGGCAAACGUUUUACCGACAAAGGAAACCUUCUUAAACACUACAGAAUUCACACGGGUGAGCGUCCCUUUUCAUGUUCAGAGUGCGGGAAAUGUUUUAUUCAGAAAGUAGAACUUGUUAAUCACCAGAGAAUUCACACGGGUGAGCGUCCGUUCUCGUGUUCGCACUGUGGUAAAGGUUUCACUCAGAAAGGAAACCUUCUAUUACAUCAGAGAACUCACACAGGUGAGCGUCCUCUUUCAUGCUCAGAGUGCGGCAAAGGUUUCAUUCAGAAAAGAGACCUUGUUGUUCACCAAAGAAGUCACACGGGAGAAUGUCCUUUUUCAUGUUCAGAGUGCGGGAAAUCUUUCCCUCAGAAAAGACAACUUGUUUUCCACCAAAGAAUUCACAAGAGCGAGCGUCCUUAUUCUUGUUCAGAGUGCGGGAAAAGUUUUAAUCAGAAAGGAAAUCUUGUUAUUCACCAGAGAAUUCACACCGGUGAGCGUCCUUUUUCAUGUUCAGAGUGCGGGAAAUGUUUCCGCGAGAAAGGAAAUCUUGUUAAUCACCAGAGAAUUCACACAGGCAAACGUCCAUAUUCGUGUUCAGAGUGCGGGAAAACUUUUGUUCGGAAAGGUGAACUUAAUAAUCACCAGAGAAUUCACACCGGCGAGCAUCCUUUUACAUGUUCAGAGUGCGGGAAAUGUUUCCAUGAAAAAGGAAAUCUUGUUACUCACCAGAGAAUUCACACAGGCAAACGUCCAUAUUCGUGUUCAGAGUGCGGGAAAACUUUUGUUCGGAAAGGCGAACUUAAUAAUCACCAGAGAAUUCACACCGGCGAGCGUCCUUUUUCAUGUUCAGAGUGCGGGAAAUGUUUCAACGAAAAAGGAAACCUUCUUAAACACCAGAGAAUUCACACAGGCAAACGUCCAUAUUCGUGUUCAGAGUGCGGGAAAUGCUUCAGUUACAAAAGUGCCCUUGAUCGACACCAUGGAAUUCACAUGGACUAACCACCUUUUUUAUGUUUAGACGGACCAAUGGGGAGUGUGAGAUACUGUGUGUCCUUCUUUAUAGUCAAAAUGUAUAAAAUGUUUCUGUUAAAGAAAAUCACUUAUUGGAUCCCAGAAUAUUCAUAAAGACUAAUAAAGUUUUUGUGUUCAUAUUGGCUUA